Molecule: messenger RNA, 210 nt
Organism: Elephantulus edwardii (Cape elephant shrew)
Lineage: Eukaryota; Metazoa; Chordata; Mammalia; Macroscelidea; Macroscelididae
Product: 60S ribosomal protein L39-like
Exons: 2
Coding region: 1-210 (69 amino acids)
Biological process (GO): translation
Cellular component (GO): ribosome; cytosolic large ribosomal subunit
Molecular function (GO): structural constituent of ribosome
Source: RefSeq, a predicted model, not a curated record
AUGUCUUCUCAUAAGACUUUCAGGAUCAAGGGGUUCCUGGUCAAAAAAAAUCAAAAGCAGAACAGUCCCAUUCCUCAGUGGAGUCAAACAAAAACUGUCAAUAAAACCAGGUACCUCUCCAAGAGGAGUCACAGGAGAACCAACUUUGACUGCAGCAUAAAAACAGUUGAUGAUCUCUUCCACAGUCACCCCUGGCCUUGUUCCCCCUGA